CUCUCACCUUUGACCACAUCUCUUUGCUCUCCUGGUAGUGGGAAAGAAGAGCUCUGUACUUGUUGUUAUCUCUCUGCCUCCUCUUUUUAUCUCCAUAGUCUCUUCCUCUGUUGCUAGCUAGUUUUUGCGAUGGCUGCUGGAAACGAAGUCAACCUUAACGAAUGCAAGAGAAUAGUCCCACUCAACACAUGGGUCCUCAUUUCCAACUUCAAGCUCGCUUACACCCUCCUCCGCCGUCCCGACGGCUCCUUCAACCGUCACCUCGCCGAGUUUCUCGACCGCAAAGUUCCCCCCAACUCUUUCCCCCUCGACGGCGUCUUCUCCUUCGACCACCUCGUCUCCUCCACCAACCUCCUCACCAGAAUCUACCUCCCAGCUCCCCUCGACCCCUCCCGCUACGGCGCCGUCGACCUCACAGAGCCUCUCAGCACCACAGAGAUCGUCCCCGUUCUCGUCUUCUUCCACGGAGGUAGCUUCACUCACUCCUCCGUCAACAGCGCCAUCUACGACACUCUCUGCCGACGGUUAGUGUCCAUAUGCGGCGUUGUUGUUGUCUCCGUUGAUUACCGGAGGUCGCCGGAGCAUCGUUACCCUUGUGCGUACGACGACGGAUGGAACGCUCUCAAAUGGGUCAAAUCCAGAAUCUGGCUUCGGAGUGGUAAAGACUCAAAUGUUUAUGUUUACUUGGCUGGUGACAGCUCUGGUGGCAACAUAGCUCAUAAUGUUGCUGUCAGGGCGACCAACGAAGGAGUUAAAGUGUUGGGGAACAUUCUUCUUCACCCUAUGUUUGGUGGGGUAGAGAGGACACAGUCUGAGAAGAGACUUGACGGUAAAUACUUUGUUACUGUUCAAGAUCGAGAUUGGUAUUGGAGGGCAUUUUUACCUCAGGGUGAAGAUAGAGAUCAUCCAGCUUGUAAUCCCUUUGGUCCUCGAGGUCAAUGCCUUGAAGGAGUCAAGUUUCCCAAAAGUCUUGUCGUUGUGGCUGGUUUAGAUCUUGUUCAGGAUUGGCAAUUGGCUUAUGUCGAUGGGAUUAAGAAGAGUGGUCAGGAUGUUAACCUUUUGUAUUUGAAGCAGGCUACCAUUGGGUUUUACUUCUUGCCUAACAAUGAUCACUUCCGUUGUCUUAUGGACGAGUUGAAAAAGUUUGUGCACUCCAUAGAGGAUGAUAGUCUAAGCAAGUCAAGUCCUAUUCUUCUGACUCCAUAGCAACAUGAAUAUAUGUCUGCUCUAUGUUGAUGUUCUAUACAUGAAGAGAAGAAGAAGAAGAGGAUUGGAUUUUGAGUACUUAGCUAUUGUGUAGUGCUCACUGCUUAGUCACGUUUUUUGUGUCUUCAUUAGUCUACUGAAGCAUCAUAAGUCCAGCUUAUUGUGAGAUUUUGUUGGUUGCGCCGGAAGCAAAAACCAAUUCUGUUAUCGGCAUGUAUCGGUUUAGGGAUAAACCGGAAAAUGGUACUUUGCUUGGUAGUAUAGGAGAUAGUCUUUAGUUGGCUCUUGAGUACAUUGGGUAAAACUUGUCCUUGGCAUGGAUUUGUAUGUUUAUAUUAACCUUUUUGUCUUCCAUGCUUUUAAUAAA
Messenger RNA from Brassica oleracea var. oleracea, 1573 nucleotides. RefSeq names its product gibberellin receptor GID1B-like. The record is from RefSeq and is a predicted model, not a curated record. The transcript has 2 exons. Gene Ontology annotation, biological process: raffinose family oligosaccharide biosynthetic process; floral organ morphogenesis; positive regulation of gibberellic acid mediated signaling pathway. Lineage: Eukaryota; Viridiplantae; Streptophyta; Magnoliopsida; Brassicales; Brassicaceae. Gene Ontology annotation, molecular function: gibberellin binding; hydrolase activity. The coding region runs from base 130 to 1206 and encodes 358 amino acids. Gene Ontology annotation, cellular component: nucleus; cytoplasm.